AUGUCUGAGACCGUCGGCCACGAGGAGUCGGCUCUUCCCUCGAGCCCCCAGGCUGGAGGAGCCGUUGCCUAUAACCCAAUUAGCAAGGAAUUGCAACCCAUCCCCUCAGUGGACACCGCCAAUGGCGCUGUCAUUCCUCCUGCAUCCUCAGGAAUCGAGGGCAGCACUGGGCGACAGAGUGUGCUCGAGCUUGAGGAUGGCACGGUCUACCAGGGCUACAACUUUGGCGCUGAGAAGAGCGUAGCAGGUGAAUUGGUUUUCCAGACCGGUAUGGUCGGAUACCCUGAAUCCAUCACAGAUCCCUCCUACCGUGGCCAGAUUCUCGUCGUUACUUUCCCUCUGGUGGGCAACUAUGGUGUCCCAUCGCGGGAGACCAUGGAUGAACUGCUGAAGACGUUACCAAAGUACUUCGAGUCCACCCAGAUUCACAUUGCAGCAUUGGUCGUCGCAACAUAUGCCGGAGAGAACUACUCUCACUUCCUUGCAGAGUCUUCAUUGGGUCAAUGGCUCAAGGAGCAAGGUGUUCCCGCCAUUCACGGGAUCGACACCCGUGCCCUCACCAAGCGUAUUCGCCAGAAGGGUAGCAUGCUCGGUCGUAUGCUGCUCCGCAAGGCCGACGUUGCUGAAAGCGAUGCACCCUUGACCAAGGAAACUUGGAAGUCAUCCUUUGAACAGAUCGACUGGGCUGAUCCCAACACCAAGAACCUCGUAGACGAAGUAUCUAUUCGCGAGCCGAAACUGUUCUCGCCCCCGGAGAACGUUGCUCUCAAGCACCCCUCCGGCCGCCCUAUCCGCGUUCUCUGCCUGGAUGUCGGUCUCAAGUUCAACCAACUGCGCUGCCUACUCGCCCGCGGUGUUGAGGUUCUAGUUGUUCCUUGGGACUAUGACUUCCCCACACUUGCCGGCAAAGAUUACGAUGGUCUAUUCGUCUCGAACGGUCCUGGUGACCCAGCCACCCUUUCUACGACAGUCAACAACCUGGCGAAGACCAUGAAGGAAGCGAGAACUCCUAUCUUUGGUAUCUGUCUUGGACACCAACUGAUCGCUCGAUCGGUUGGUGCCCAGACAUCGAAGAUGAAGUUCGGUAACCGUGGCCACAACAUCCCCUGCACCAGCAUGGUGACUGGAAAAUGCCAUAUCACCUCGCAAAACCACGGUUACGCUGUCGACUCUUCCACUCUCCCUAGUGACUGGCAGGAGUUGUUCGUGAACGCCAACGAUGGCAGCAACGAAGGUAUCCGUCACGUUAGCCGUCCGUACUUCAGUGUCCAAUUCCACCCUGAGAGCACCCCCGGCCCUAGGGACACAGAAUACCUCUUCGAUGUUUUCAUCAACGCUAUUAAGGACACUAUCGCCUCAUCUGACGCCCUCCAGAAGCCUGUCAACUUCCCAGGCGGCACUAUCGCUGAAAACACCAAGCUUGCCCCCCGUGUCUCAGUUAAGAAGGUCCUGAUUUUGGGAAGUGGUGGUUUGAGUAUUGGACAAGCUGGAGAAUUUGAUUACUCUGGAAGUCAAGCUAUCAAGGCGCUGAAGGAGGAAGGAAUCUACACAAUCCUCAUUAACCCUAACAUUGCCACCAUCCAAACCUCCAAGGGUCUGGCAGAUAAGGUGUACUUCCUGCCGGUUAACGCCGACUUUGUGCGCAAAGUGAUCAAGCACGAGAGGCCUGAUGCCAUUUACGUUACCUUCGGUGGUCAGACUGCCCUUCAGGUUGGUAUUCAGCUCAAGGAUGAAUUCGACGCACUCGGUGUCAAGGUCCUCGGUACACCUAUCGACACCAUUAUUACCACUGAGGAUCGUGAGCUCUUUGCGCGCAGCAUGGACUCUAUUAACGAGAAGUGCGCCAAGUCGGCUUCUGCUUCCAGUCUUGAGGAGGCCCUCGGAGUGGUCGAAGCCAUCGGUUUCCCUGUCAUUGUCCGUGCUGCCUACGCACUCGGCGGCCUUGGCAGUGGUUUCGCCGAUAACAUGGAUGAGCUGAAGGACCUCUGCACUAAGGCCUUCGCUGCCAGCCCUCAGGUGCUGAUCGAAAGGAGUAUGAAGGGCUGGAAGGAAAUCGAAUACGAAGUCGUUCGUGAUGCUAGAGACAACUGUAUCACUGUCUGCAACAUGGAGAAUUUCGAUCCUCUUGGUAUUCAUACCGGUGACUCCAUUGUUGUUGCCCCCUCGCAAACACUUUCCGACGAGGAUUACAAUAUGCUGCGUACGACGGCAGUUAACGUGAUCCGUCACCUUGGUGUUGUUGGAGAGUGCAAUAUCCAAUAUGCUCUGAACCCCUUCUCCAAGGAGUACUGCAUUAUUGAAGUUAAUGCCCGUUUGUCUCGGUCUUCCGCACUUGCUUCCAAGGCUACUGGUUACCCUCUUGCUUUUAUCGCUGCUAAGCUUGGAUUGGGUAUCCCGCUCAAUGAAAUUAAGAACUCGGUUACCAAGGUUACCUGCGCCUGUUUCGAGCCCUCCCUCGACUACUGUGUGGUCAAGAUUCCUCGCUGGGAUUUGAAGAAGUUCACCCGUGUCUCUACACAACUUGGCUCUUCCAUGAAGAGCGUUGGCGAGGUUAUGGCCAUCGGCCGAACCUUUGAAGAAGCCAUUCAGAAAGCCAUUCGCUCAGUGGAUUUCCACAACCUCGGAUUCAACGAAACCAACGCUCUCAUGUCCAUCAAGGGUGAACUGCAGACACCUUCUGACCAGCGUCUUUUCGCCAUCGCAAAUGCCAUGGCUGCUGGAUACAGCGUUGAUGACAUUUGGGAACUCACUAGCAUCGACAAGUGGUUCCUCAGCCGACUUAAGGGUCUCAGUGACUUCGGAAAGCUCAUGACGACUCUCAACUCUAACACCAUCACUCCUCCACUUCUGCGAAAGGCCAAGCAGCUCGGUUUCUCUGACCGCCAGCUCGCCAAGUUCCUCAGUUCCAACGAGCUUGCUAUUAGACGGUUGCGUGUGGAGGCUGGAAUUGCGCCCAUCGUUAAGCAGAUCGAUACAGUUGCUGCUGAGUUCCCUUCAGUGACCAACUACCUGUACCUUACCUACAACGCCUCCGAGCACGAUGUCAACUUCGACGACCAUGGUAUUAUGGUUUUGGGAUCUGGUGUUUACCGUAUCGGUUCUUCUGUCGAGUUCGAUUGGUGCUCUGUGAGAACGAUCCGUACCCUUCGCGAGCAGGGCCGCAAGACUGUCAUGGUCAACUACAACCCUGAAACUGUCAGUACCGACUAUGACGAGGCUGAUCGGUUGUACUUCGAAAACAUCAACCUGGAAACAGUCCUCGACAUUUACCAGCUCGAGUCUUCCGGCGGUGUGAUCAUGUCCAUGGGUGGUCAGACCCCCAACAACAUCGCUCUUCCGCUCCACCGUCUCAACGUCCGCAUUCUUGGUACUUCACCUGAGAUGAUCGACGGCGCUGAGAACCGAUACAAGUUCUCCCGCAUGCUUGACCGUAUUGGCGUCGAUCAACCGUCAUGGAAAGAGCUUACCAGCAUUGAGGAGGCGACUGGCUUCUGUAACAAGGUUGGCUACCCGGUGCUUGUUCGUCCUUCCUAUGUGCUGUCAGGUGCUGCCAUGAACACCGUCUAUUCCGAGCACGAUCUGGCAAGCUAUCUCAAUCAAGCCGCGGAUGUCUCCCGCGAGCACCCUGUCGUUAUCACCAAAUACAUUGAGAACGCGAAGGAGAUUGAAAUGGAUGCCGUUGCCCGCAACGGUGUGAUGGUUGGACAUUUCAUUUCUGAGCACGUGGAGAACGCCGGUGUCCACUCUGGUGACGCUACCUUGAUCCUGCCUCCCCAGGACUUGGAUCCUGAGACUGUUCGACGCAUCGAAGAAGCUACCCGCAAGAUCGGAAACGCUCUGAACGUCACUGGUCCUUACAACAUCCAGUUCAUUGCCAAGGACAACGACAUCAAGGUCAUUGAGUGCAAUGUCAGAGCCUCUCGUUCCUUCCCAUUCGUCUCCAAGGUCAUGGGUGUCGACCUUAUUGAAAUGGCUACCAAGGCAAUGAUUGGUGCUCCUUUCGCCGAAUACCCUCCUGUCUCCGUUCCUAAGGACUACGUUGGUGUGAAGGUUCCCCAGUUCUCGUUCUCCCGACUUUCUGGAGCCGACCCUGUUUUGGGUGUUGAGAUGGCCUCCACUGGAGAAGUUGCCUCAUUUGGUCGCGACAAGUACGAGGCUUACCUGAAGGCUCUGCUGUCCACCGGAUUCCGUCUGCCAAAGCGUAACAUACUGUUGUCAAUUGGUUCAUACAAGGAGAAGAUGGAAAUGCUGCCGUCCAUUAGCAAGCUUCGUGAUGUUGGAUUCGAGCUUUUCGCCACGUCCGGUACUGCAGACUUCUUGAAGGAGCACGGUGUUCCCGUGAAGUACUUGGAAAUCCUUCCUGGUGAGGAAGAGGAUGUCAAAUCCGAGUACUCCCUCACUCAGCACUUGGCAAACAACCUCAUUGAUCUGUACAUCAACUUGCCGUCCAACAACAGAUUCCGACGGCCUGCCAACUACAUGAGUAAGGGUUACCGCACUCGUCGUAUGGCUGUGGACUAUCAGACCCCGCUGGUUACGAACGUCAAGAACGCGAAGAUCCUCAUUGAGGCUAUCGCUCGCCACUUCGCUCUUGACGUGCAGACUAUUGACUACCAGACUAGCCACCGUACCAUCAUCCUCCCCGGUCUCAUCAAUAUCGGGGCUUUCGUUCCUGGUCUCGGAAACGCAGACUCCAAGGACUUCGAGAUCGUGACCAAGGCUUCGAUUGCUGCAGGUUUCAGCAUGGUGCGCGUCAUGCCCGUGGGCGUCAAGUCUUCCAUCACGGACACUCGCGCCUUGAAGGUGGUCCAGCAGAACGCUGCGAAGAGCUCGUACUGCGAUUACAACUUCUCCGUUGUCGCAACCUCCACCAACUCUGCUGAGCUCGGACAGCUGACCGGAGAAGUUGGCUCUCUAUUUAUCCCGUUCAACCACCUGUCUGGUAACAUCAGCAAGGUCGCUGCCGUCACCAGCCACUUCGGCGCCUGGCCAUCAAGCAAGCCCAUCAUCACUGAUGCCAAGUCCACAGAUCUUGCCUCCGUUUUGCUGUUGGCAAGCCUGCACAGCCGCAACAUUCAUGUCAUGAGCGUCACCUCCAAGGAGGACAUCAAGCUCAUUGCGCUCAGCAAGGAGAAGGGUCUCAAGGUGACUUGCGAUGUUUCGAUUUACUGCCUCUUCCUUUCUCGGGAUGACUACCCUGCGGCUGGCUCCUUGCCAACCGCCGAGGACCAGAAGGCACUGUGGGAACACCUCAGCACCAUCGAUAUCUUCUCUAUCGGCAGCAUUCCGUUCCAGAUUGCUGGCGAGAAGGCAUCCCCUGCUGCCGGUAUUGCCGAGGCCUUGCCUCUGCUCUUCACUGCUGUCUCUGAAGGUCGUCUGACCGUGGAAGACAUCAUUGCACGACUCUACGAGGACCCUAAGAAGAUUUUCGAAUUGCACGAGCAGUCUGAUAGCUCUGUUGAAGUCGAAAUUGACCGUCCUUACCUCUACCAGAGCACCGAGGCCUGGUCUCCUUUCAACGGCAAGAGCGUCAAGGGACUUGUUCAGCGCGUCAACUUCCAAGGAAAGACAUCUUGCCUUGACAGUGCAAUCACUGCCGAUGCUGCUAAGGGUUCAGACAUGUCCGGCCACAGGAUCAUGCCCACAUCUCCCUCUCUCAAGGCAGUCUCUCCACGUGUCGACACUACCGUGGACCGAAGACAGUCCAUCACUGGCACUCCUAGCCGCCGCAAACCUGUGGAGCAGUUCCCUGCUCUUGGUGUUAACGAACUUGGCCCUCCUUUGUACGCUCCUGUGCCUCGGGCUUCUUCGCCGCUGCUCCAGAUGCUCGCUCGCUCCCCCUUCAAGCAAAAGCACGUGCUCUCUGUCAACCAGUUCAACCGAGCUGACCUCCACCUGCUUUUCACUGUGGCCCAAGAGAUGCGUCUCGGAGUCCAACGUGAGGGUGUCUUGGAUGUCUUGAAGGGUCGCCUCCUCUGCACUCUCUUUUACGAGCCUUCUACUCGCACAUCUGCUUCAUUCGAUGCUGCCAUGCAGAGACUCGGAGGACGCACGAUCGCUAUCGCCACGGAGCACUCUUCAACCAAGAAGGGCGAGACUCUGCAAGACACCCUCCGCACCCUGGGCUGCUACGGAGACGCCGUUGUCCUGCGCCACCCUGACCCAGCCAGCACCGAGAUUGCCGCCAAGUUCUCUCCGGUUCCGGUCAUCAACGGCGGAAACGGCAGCGUUGAGCACCCCACCCAGGCCUUCCUUGACCUCUUCACCAUCCGUGAGGAACUCGGAACUGUCGGUGGUCUGACCAUCACCUUCACUGGUGAUCUGAGAUACGGACGUACUGUCCACUCUCUCAUCAAGCUGCUCCAGUUCUACGAUGUUCGCAUCCAGCUCGUCGCACCCAAGGAUCUGUCCCUGCCCUCCGAGAUCCGCCAGCAAAUGAAGGCAACCGGCCAGCUCCUUGCCGAGUCCGAAGAACUGACCCCCGAGAUUGUCGCACGCUCUGAUGUUCUGUACUCUACCCGCGUGCAGAAGGAGCGGUUCGCCGACCUCGAGCAGUACGAGCGCCUCAAGAACAGCUUCGUCAUCGACAACGCUCUUCUCAAGCACGCCAAGAGCCACAUGGUCGUGAUGCACCCUCUGCCCAGGAACGCAGAAAUCGCCGAGGAGGUUGAUUUCGACCAGCGGGCAGCUUACUUCCGACAGAUGAGAUACGGUCUCUACUGCCGUAUGGCCCUUCUUGCAUUGACAAUGGCGCCUUGA
This is a messenger RNA of Aspergillus versicolor CBS 583.65, 6759 nucleotides long. RefSeq names its product bifunctional carbamoylphosphate synthetase/aspartate transcarbamylase. Gene Ontology annotation, cellular component: cytoplasm; cytosol. Gene Ontology annotation, biological process: L-citrulline biosynthetic process; 'de novo' pyrimidine nucleobase biosynthetic process; L-glutamine metabolic process. The transcript is spliced from 3 exons. The record is from RefSeq and is a predicted model, not a curated record. Gene Ontology annotation, molecular function: metal ion binding; ATP binding; carbamoyl-phosphate synthase (glutamine-hydrolyzing) activity. Bases 1 to 6759 code for a protein of 2252 amino acids. Lineage: Eukaryota; Fungi; Ascomycota; Eurotiomycetes; Eurotiales; Aspergillaceae.